ACUCGACCAAGCUACCCAAGAAAGAGAAAGAAAAAGCUCUCCAACCCUCCUCCAUUGCUGCAACUCGAGCUCAACCAAGAAGGGUCCAAGGAGUGGGAUUAAAGAAGGAAAAAGGCUAGGAAAAGUGUGUAAAAUUAAGGCACUUGUAAAGAGUAUUUCAAGUGAUUUCACAAAGUUGGAAAAGUCGUCGGAGUUGUCGCCGGAGUUGACCAAAAGUCGCCGGAGUUUCACCGGAGUUCAACCAAGAAGGGUAGAACUUCAUAACGCUAGUUUCAAGGUUGAAGCUAGGGCUUGCUACUUGCACCUUCUUACGGGUGAUAUCAACUUCAGGAAGACGUGGUUCGUGCUUCCUUAUUUUCUUUCAAACUACCGAACACUUGCUCAUGGAUAUUUGUUCUACUAUAAACUAUUUUUGGGGCUUGCAUGCCCAUGUUGUUGGCCGGCUGUGGCUUAUGACUUAUCGUUGAAUAUUUCCGCUAUUCAUUGGUUUAAAUGUGAUGUUGUUAUGUAUGUUUACUACUGAGUAUGGAUGGAUUAUUUUCUCGAACGCCUUGUGUAAUUAAGUGAGGUUGACUCGCGGGUGACGUCACUUGGUUAUACGGCGGUUGUACACGCGCUUGGAUUGCGAUCUGGGGCGUGACAAUGACCCUAUCAUGUGGCCCCACAAUCUGCCAUCUCUGAAGACCAACACUACCCUGUGCACUGCCCCUACCCCAACUCCGCCUACUGCUCCAAGUCCGCUCUCCACAUCCGCAUCGUCGUUUAUUCGACAUCGUCAUUGCCCACUCUCCAUACGCUACCGGUUUGUGUAGAAGGAGAAGAAGAAUAGGAAGAGGAACAUGUUGUGACAACAAUGAUGGCAUACAUGUGGCUCCAGAUGAGGUCUACUUCCGGCGGGAUUCGACUGGCUGCAUUGGGUGCCUGUACGGAAAGAAGAGAGAAGAAGGUGGCUGAGGGAUGAGACCUGGGCGUUUGGACAACCCUUGGAGAAUUGGGUUUAGUUUUAUUGAGAGGUCUUUUGUAAUAUUAUUGCCAUUCUUUCAAAGUGAAAUUGUGUAAUUAUU
Cuscuta epithymum is the source of this 1064-nucleotide messenger RNA. The record is from the annotation of a GenBank genome assembly. Lineage: Eukaryota; Viridiplantae; Streptophyta; Magnoliopsida; Solanales; Convolvulaceae.